UAUAAUGUACUAAAAAAAUGUAAACUUGGUAUAAGAUUUUUGGUAAAAAUCAAAACCUUUACGUGCAAGUUAGCGAUAUAAGUUUAUUUUUAUUUUCUCAGCCGCUUCCUAUAUAUGGUGCUAUAUAGGUCUCCUCAUAGCUAGGUUUCCCUAGGUCUUUCAUAUAAAAACAUCUCUCUAUCUCUCUCUCUUGGAAAAGCAACUACAACGAUCAUGAUUUCAGAUUCUCUACCUACUAAACUCAACCUCGAAAUAUUAUUGAGAUUACCAGCAAAGUCAGUCGCGAGGUUUCGUUGCGUGUCCAAACAAUGGGCAUCAAUACUUGGUGGUGGUCAAGAGUACUACAAAGAUUUGCUCCUGACCAAGUCCUCGGCUCAGCCGCGUCUCUUAUUCGGCAUCGAAGAAAACGGUAAGUGGAGCAUCUUCUCGUCACCUCAACAUCUUCUGAGUCCAAACGAGAAGCUUUCAUCAUCAUCUCUUGUAGUUACCCCGGAGUUUCAUAUGAAGUUCCCGCCAGAAGAUAUGACGAUAUAUAAUUGUGCUCACGGACUUCCGUUUGGAUAUGCCUCUGGUUUGUUAUAUUUCUAUGUUGACAAGGAGCAAUGGUCAUACUACGGUAGAAGGCCUAUGAUAUGUAACCCUAAAACGGGACGGUACGAGGCAUUACCUUUUAUCUUGAGGUACCGGAAGACGUAUAGCUUUUUUGGGUUUGAUCCGGUUUACAAGCAGUUCAAGGUAUUGUUCAUGGCUUAUCCAUUUGGUCCUGAUGAUCAUAGAAUAAUGACACUAGGAACUGCGGGAAUGAGGUGGAGAAAGAUCAAAUGUUCCUUACGGCAUGAGUGUGUGAGUUCAGGGAUUUGCAUUAAUGGGGUUUUGUAUUACUUAGGUGACUUGUCUCGGUGUACUAAAAAGUCUGAGGAGGUAGACCGUUUUGUGAUAGUGUGCUUUGAUGUUAGGUCUGAAGAAUUCAAGUUCAUUUAUCAAGAAAGCUCUUGCGAAUUGAUAAACUACAAGGGCAAAUUAGGUUUGGUUUAUUAUGGUGAUCAAAUAUCUGAUAAUGCCAUUGAGUUACGUGUGUGCGUUCUAGAGGAUCUGGAGAAACAGGAAUGGUCUAAGUAUGCCUACACUUUGAGGGAUGAUAGAUUCUUCAAUCUGCGUGGCGUUUCCGUCGUCGGAGUGGAUUCCUCUACGGGUGAAAUUAUCUUGUCAAUGGCCGAGUAUACAUCUAAACGACCGUUUUAUGUUUUCUACUUCAACCCCGAAACGAAUACUCUCCAACGUGUUGAAAUCCAAGGCUUUGGAGAACACCAUGAUGAAUCCUGCGAUGAACCUAGUAGUGUCUAUGUCUUUGCAGACCGUGUAGAUGAUCUUAAUGUUCACGAUUCAAAGCUACUCAAGUCAAGCAUCUCUGUUCCAUACGUUUAUAGAGAAGAAUCAGAGGAAGAAGACGAAGACUGUUAUGAUAGGUAUGGUUUUCGUUGUUUUUCUGGUAAAAGGAAGAAGAAAGAGCAGAUGAACAUGAAUGAACUUGAAAAAGAAUAUGAGGAUAGAGACGACGAGGAUGAUGAUGAUGAUGAUCAAUGGAGUUAGGUGAAAGCAAUGGCAAUGUUAUUUGUGCUUUUAUCAGUUUAUGUACCUUGUUUUUUUUUUUUGAAUUAUUUUAAUAAAUCAAGUUUUCUUUUUUAAAACCCCAUCUCUCUUUAGUUUCUAAAUUUGUGGCGUAAAUGAAUACAAAACAGCCAGUGUAGAGUUUAUAUAUU
Raphanus sativus (radish) is the source of this 1760-nucleotide messenger RNA. Its product is annotated as F-box protein At1g47340-like. The transcript has a single exon. The record is from RefSeq and is a predicted model, not a curated record. Bases 214 to 1590 code for a protein of 458 amino acids. Gene Ontology annotation, molecular function: protein binding. NCBI's taxonomy places the organism in Eukaryota, Viridiplantae, Streptophyta, Magnoliopsida, Brassicales, Brassicaceae.